Pezoporus occidentalis (night parrot) is the source of this 1022-nucleotide messenger RNA. RefSeq names its product sperm associated antigen 8 (gene SPAG8). Gene Ontology annotation, cellular component: cytoplasm; nucleus. Lineage: Eukaryota; Metazoa; Chordata; Aves; Psittaciformes; Psittacidae. Gene Ontology annotation, molecular function: microtubule binding. The transcript is spliced from 7 exons. The record is from RefSeq and is a predicted model, not a curated record. The coding region runs from base 110 to 946 and encodes 278 amino acids. Gene Ontology annotation, biological process: positive regulation of transcription by RNA polymerase II.
CUCCGCCAAUAGAAGACGCGCGUUCACCCGGCGCCACCAAUCAGCUUGCGGAGCGGCCUGUGUUUACGGUCUCCAUGGAGACGGAGCAGUUCCUCUCGGUGCAGGCGCCAUGGACGGGGCGCCCCACGGGGUGGCUCUGCCAAGCCAUAUGCACCCUGAGGAGAGGCCACUGUACACAGAUGGGGCCCAAAGCCAUGUCCUCCUGCCUGAGGUGCCCAUGGAGAAGGCUCCGUGUGAUGCACUGACAGCCAUGACCGAGCUGCCUGCCGAGGCCCUGCCAGCCGUGCCCGGCACGGUGACACCCACCGAGACUGACACGGAACUCUGUGCAGCCGAGCUGCCGCCCUGCCCGGGGAGCUGUGGGGCUUCUGCCUGCGAGGUGCCCUCCACCGUGGUGCUGCAGAUGCCUGCACGGCAGCCCCCCAGGCUGGUGCCCCGGGGACGCUGCUUGAUCCACAACUGGCAGGAGGAGAGAGCCACGAACCAUCUGGAUAUCGUGCAAGGGCAGGAGCAGGGCAGUGAGGGCUUCAUCCACCGGCACGGCCAUCCCAGGCUGCUGUACCACCAUCACCUCCCUGGGCCCAACAACAGCACCACCAUGGACACCUACUGCCCGCCACAUAGUGUCCUGAUGCUGGGACAGGGGCGGCGUGAGGCCAUGCUGAAGGCCAUGCUUUACCAUAAAUACAGGGAAGAGAUGCUGAAGAAGAUCUCUCCCCCCGGAUGCCCAUGGAGUCAACAUCUGUCACGCACCAGGAUUACCAACCCAAGGGUUGCCUGUCCGCACCAUCGCCCCCCUCCCAGCCUCAUGACUACUUCACAGAGCAGCCCUGCAGCUUCUGGCUGGAGCAAGCCCGCAGCCUCACUGGUGUCACCAGCAUCCGCAGCGGUGACAGCCCCUUUGCGAAGGACGCAUCCUUCUCCACUCCCAUCACUGAGUCCCUAGACCAGCCCCCGCCCUGCGCCCUGCUGACCAGCCGGCUACAGUCCCACAAGCAAUAAAUAUAUUGGGGUACGGGUGU